Coregonus clupeaformis (lake whitefish) is the source of this 1034-nucleotide messenger RNA. Its product is annotated as calcium-regulated heat-stable protein 1-like. Gene Ontology annotation, biological process: regulation of mRNA stability. Gene Ontology annotation, cellular component: cytoplasm. Gene Ontology annotation, molecular function: mRNA 3'-UTR binding. NCBI's taxonomy places the organism in Eukaryota, Metazoa, Chordata, Actinopteri, Salmoniformes, Salmonidae. The coding region runs from base 343 to 840 and encodes 165 amino acids. The transcript has 4 exons. The record is from RefSeq and is a predicted model, not a curated record.
UGGGGGUUUAGAAUCAGCUCUCUUAGGGGUAUUACGGUAAUGACAACUCCGUGACUAUGUCAUCGUUAGAUGAGAGCCAGUUGGUCACGCACAUCGAGACUCGCACUGAAACGAAGCGAGAAACGAACCCACCUUCACUGCUGUCGUGUACUUUACAUUUCCUAUCUAUUCCAAAAAAAGCAUUUAGUUGUGAGAAAAGGUUACGAAUUGAUUGAUUCCUAUCUCACACUGUAGGGAGUUAGUUUCAUCCAUUGCCUGCUGCUCGACCUCAAAAGGAAAGUGUUUUUUUCUCCCCAGAAAAGUUCGGAAAAGGUGUUUGUCACGACUACCCUUCCUCCCCCAAUGUCUUCCGAAGCCACGCCCAUCCAGGGGUCAGUAUCCCCAUGCUCUACGACCCCUCCCCUGACCCCUAGGUCCCCUGGCUCCCCGGUCUCUCCGGUGUCCCCUGGGUCCCUGCGCCCGCCAGGCUCCCAGCACCGAGACCGCUCCCCCAUGAGAGGUUACCUCAUACCCAGCCCCCUGCCCACCAGACGUACUAGGACCUGCUCAGCGGCGGAGCGUGCAGCGGAGGGUCCAUCGUUCAGCGGCGUAUGUAAGUGUUUCUCUCGCACUAAAGGACACGGCUUCAUCACACCAGCCGACGGAGGCAGCGACAUCUUUGUCCACAUCUCAGAUAUCGAGGGGGAAUACGUGCCAAUGGAAGGAGAUGAGGUGAGCUAUAAGGUGUGCUCCAUCCCUCCCAAGUACCAGAAGAUCCAGGCGGUGGAUGUCACCAUCACCCACCUCAACCCAGGAUCGAAGCACGAGACCUGGGGUGGGGCGCUGCUCAGCUCCUCCUGAAUCCUGGAGGUCACUAGAGGGGAGAAAUGUCAACAGGGAGAAAAGUUGUGGUUUUUGUCCCUUUUUUUUUUUUGAAGGGACAUAUGGCUUCAUGCUUGUUGUGGGAGGAAAUGGAAAGGUUGGUAUUUGAAUGGGAAGACAUGUAUUAUUAGACAGGAAGGUUUAUCAAAUAAAUCUGUAUUACUGCAACAAUA